UACUCCCGCAGCGCGAUCAUGCCGGUCGCCGCCUCCGGCUCCUCCCGCAAGGUCGUCCGACAGCAACCGCCACGUGGUCGCCCUCACCUCCACCACCCUCGGGUCCCUCGCCUGACUCCGCCCGGCGAACCGCGCCACCUCCUCCUCCUCCGACGUCGACGACGAAGUGAUGAUGAAAACAACCAACGACAUCAAAAACUGGUCGCAGUUCAUCGAGGCCCGAAUCCCCAAAACCCUCACCGAGCCCGAAACGAUCAACACCUGGGAGCUCAUGGAAGGCCUCGAAGAGGCCGAGGCCCAAUUCAGCCGCCGGUCAUCCGCCGCCAUCGAAAGAUCCUCGUCCUUCGACAAUGCAGCACCAUCGCCCAAACCCCAGUGGCUUGAAUCAACCCCCGACGAGCCAAUCGUCUCCGAUUUCGACCCCGAAAUCCUCUCAAAUUUCAGAAAAGCCCUCAGCGAGCUCUCUCCUCAGCAUCAAACCCUGCUCAAAUCCCCCGAACCCAUAAAGAAACCAUCUUCCAUCGUCAAAGAGAGAAUCACAGAGUUCCAGCAGAGAAUCGACGCUAAAAAGGGCAAAAAAUCUCCUCCCAAUUCCGAAAAGAGGGUGGUAAUUUACUUCACCAGCCUCCGAGGAGUUCGAAAGACCUAUGAAGAUUGCUGGGCGGUGAAGGUUAUAUUACAGGGGUACGGAGUUAAGGUCGAUGAGCGAGAUGUCUCGAUGCAUGGAGGAUUCAAGGAUGAACUGAAUGAGGUACUGGGGUCUGGAUUCGGGGGGUGUCGCCUCCCCAGGGUUUUCGCCAACGGGAGGUAUUUGGGAGGGGCCGAGGAAGUGAAGGCAAGGCAUGAGGCAGGGGAGUUAAUUAGAGAGUUGGAGGAUUGCGAGUCGAUCGGAAAAGGAGGAGGAGGCGGAGGUUGCGAGGGCUGCGGCGGGGUCCGGUUUGUUCCUUGCGAAACGUGCUCAGGGAGUUGUAAGGUGUUCGUCGAGGAGGAGGAGGAGGAGGAGGAGGAGGAGGAGGUUGGUGGUGGUUUCCGGCGAUGUCCUGACUGUAAUGAGAAUGGGCUUGUAAGGUGCUCGUAUUGUUUGUGAUAUACCAAGAAUUUUGCUUGUUUUGAUAUGAAGGUUGUUGUAUAGGGGAAGAGGGUGAUAAUUUAUAAACUCUCAUUUUAAUUUGAGGUUUUUUGUUUUGAAUUUUUUGGUCUUGGGAUUGGAAUUGGGAUUGUUGAGUUGUAGGGGAGCGUGAGAUUAUGUUCUUAGUGUAAUAAUGAUGAAAUUAUAGUAACGACACUUUGAAACUUUUUAAGGA
Messenger RNA from Asparagus officinalis (garden asparagus), 1304 nucleotides. RefSeq lists its product as uncharacterized. Bases 170 to 1087 code for a protein of 305 amino acids. The transcript has a single exon. The record is from RefSeq and is a predicted model, not a curated record. NCBI's taxonomy places the organism in Eukaryota, Viridiplantae, Streptophyta, Magnoliopsida, Asparagales, Asparagaceae.